This is a messenger RNA of Tripterygium wilfordii, 2252 nucleotides long. Its product is annotated as fluoride export protein 1-like. Gene Ontology annotation, cellular component: membrane. The transcript is spliced from 7 exons. Bases 614 to 1810 code for a protein of 398 amino acids. Gene Ontology annotation, molecular function: fluoride transmembrane transporter activity. Gene Ontology annotation, biological process: fluoride transmembrane transport. The record is from RefSeq and is a predicted model, not a curated record. NCBI's taxonomy places the organism in Eukaryota, Viridiplantae, Streptophyta, Magnoliopsida, Celastrales, Celastraceae.
UUCAAGAGGAAGGCCGACAUAGGGCCCAAAAACCCUAGGAACCAAGUAGUCACCCGCAAAAGAAGGUUCCUCUCUCCGUAGUGUCGUCGUUAUUGACCGUUGGUUCUUGCCCAUCGUUUUGCCUAAUUUGUUUAGGAGGAGACUUCAUAUUCUCUAGUUUUAUCAUUGCUUUAGCAGGAUACAGACUUGGACUUGGAAGCUGAAUCGUCGUGUGUGUGAAUGAUUUAUCGGGUUGCGCCUGAAAGAGCCAGAUCUUGUUUGGCCGUUCCGUUUUAGGACUUGGUGGCCGCCGAUGCAUUGACGAAACUAAUAUUGGUUUGUUCAGCAAUUAACUUGCAGACCCAUUGGUGGAAGAGAUUCCAUUAUAAGGGAGGGCAUGGAUCCUGUGGAUUACAAAAGUGAACUGAGACAAACCAGUUCAUUUAGUAGGACAAGCGGCACCGGAUCUUCCCUUAGGCAUCGUUCCCUACGUUUUCCAGGUGCUCUGCCUUUUUAGCUAGAUGAAGAUAGAGUAAGUGAAAAUGUUUCAGAGGCAGGCGAUAUUGGUGACAGGGCACUUGGCAGUAAUCGGCAAUCAGAGAGCAGCAGCUUCCACUUAUCUCUUGAUGAUGCAAUGGAGAGUGGAGUAGUUGCUCCGAUUCCUGAAAAUGAGUUGUUGCAAUCGUAUGGGUUGUGGUCUAAUGAUGCAAAGGCAUCAAAUGCAGUAUCCCCUGUGUCCCCAUUGCCAGAGGAAAUCAUAUCUCGUAUGUCAACUGAUGCAAUUUUGCACACCCAUGACAAAAAACAAGAGCAGCAGGACAAAGGCAUGGAAUUACCGAAGUUACUUGAGUAUAUGUUGUGUCUUGUCCAUUUGGCUGUUUUUGGAAUAUUCGGGGUUUUAACAAGGUAUUUAUUGCAAAAGCUCUUUGGUCCUAGUGUCGCUCGUGUAACAAGUGACCAAAGCAUCCUGUAUCUGGAUCUUCCAUCAAAUAUGGUUGGUUCUUUCUUGAUGGGGUGGUUCGGUGUUGUUUUCAAAGGAGAUAUAUCCAGUGUGUCUGAGUUCCUGGCCAUUGGAUUAUCAACCGGAUACCUGGGAAGCCUUACAACUUUCAGUGGAUGGAACCAGAAAAUGCUUGAUGUCAGUGUUAAUGGCGACUGGGUCUUUUCUGUGCUUGGAUUUCUCCUUGGGUUGUUUCUUGUGGGCUAUUCCAUCAUUUUUGGGAUUGAGACAGCCAAGGGUUUCAGGUGGCUUCUCAAGGGGCUGCACACAAGUUCAAAAAGUGAAACCACUGGUUCUGUCAACAAAUGGAGGAUAAAUAGCUUCCAGGGACAUUGGGUGGUUCUGAUUGUGUUGACACUUCUGUUAGCCUUGUUAUGGAGUCUGAGCGGAACAUUACUAGGAAAGGAGUUUAAUAGCCACAAGUCUGGUGCUCAAUUAUGGUUGGCUUGCGUAGUUGGACCUUUUGGCGUUUGGAUAAGGUGGUUCUUAGCCCGAUUGAAUGGACGCGGCAUAGGGAGGACGGGGAUCUUGAAAUGGGUUCCAUUUGGGACUCUAAUUGCGAAUGUUUCUGCAGCUUGUGUCAUGGCUGCACUUUCAACUCUGAAGGAGGCGGUGAACACCAGUGCUUGCACUACAAUUGUAACAGGCAUACAGUUUGGGUUGUUGGGUUGUCUUAGUACUGUUUCGACUUUCGCUGCUGAGUUUCAUGCAAUGAGAGAAAGCAGGCACCCUUGGAGAGCUUAUGCAUAUGCCUUAACAACAAUAGGUGUUUCAUUUGGCUUGGGGACCCUGAUAUAUUCAGUACCAGUUUGGACAAGGGGAUACAAAUAGUGGCCGAGUCUCUUUUGGGUACAGUUGAUGUCAAGUUAACAUUCUGCGCAGGGAUUCUGGACUGAAGUAAGGUUUCGGUGGAAUGAUGUCCUCGUGGAAUGAUGUCCUCGCCUUGCGAGAGUUGCAGGAGCCUCUCUAUGCAUCCAAACCUGACGAAUUUGAGCUAGUGUAAUGGCAAAGCCUUGGUUGCAUUCUGCGCAGGGCUUCUGGACUCGGGUACAGUUUCAGCGUAAUGAUGUCCUGUGUCAACAUCUUAUUGAUAGUAUCUUUGCAAAUAGACUUUAUCUUAGCUUAUUGGAAUGUAACUUAUUUGCUAAAUCAUGUACAUAGAAAAUCUAGAGGUGCAGCAUGCUCUCAAUGAGAGGUAUUGUGCAUCAACCAUCCCAAUGGACUCUGAUCUCAUUGUAUUAUUAUAUUGGCUCAAGCAACUCAUGUUUCUUUG